Messenger RNA from Paramuricea clavata, 2220 nucleotides. Lineage: Eukaryota; Metazoa; Cnidaria; Anthozoa; Malacalcyonacea; Plexauridae. The record is from the annotation of a GenBank genome assembly.
CGCCGGAGUUCUGUUAACACUAAUACAAGCGCGUUUUUUCGGGUAAUGAGUCAGGUUUUUCUGGUUCUAUUUUGUCAAAUUUUUGUCCACUUCCUAGAGGUAAGUUAAAAUUACAACGUACAAUUUAUAGUUUUAGCGUACGAUAUAUUAAACAUAUUAAAAUAAGGCUGUUACGUUUGAAAGUGAAAGUGAAAGACAACACGGGGAGAUUUGUUGAGAAAAAAUGAUACAAAAUUUGGGCGAUUGUCAGUUUAUCUUUAAAUAUAUGGUGACGCGAGGUUAUGUUUAAUAUAAUCACGUCCUUUUACGCAUACAGUAGUUGUGGAAAAUAUCCCUGCCGUAGGACCUAUAGCGACUACUGUGAUUUAUAAAGUAGCUUGGAUAUUUAGUUAUUGAAAGAACGACGAAAAAUUUGCACUUCACACACGACGUAUAAUGAUGUAGGAUGCCUGGAAGUAACGUUAACGGAACUGUGCCAGACGAAACGCCUGGAAAAUUUGUACAAUUUAAUAUAGGGGGCUAACUUGGAAUGACUAUAAUACCUCCUUCUGUUUGAAACACGCCCAUCUGCAACUCACUGAAACUGAUUUCCUUUCUUUCUUCAGGGAACUUCAUUAACAAAACCAUUUAAGGAUAUUUGCCGCUGUUAUUCCUCUAUAAAAUGUUUCCAAUUUUAUUUGGUGUUAUAAUUUACCUGCUGGAAUUGGCAUUGAACUUGAAUGCAUUUAUGCAACAUGCAUUAAACACCAGUUCAGAAAGUGCGUUUGGAAUUUUAGGAAUCCUGAUUAUUUCUACAUUGCUUGUCAAUAUUGUAGCAAUUGUAAACCGUGCUGGCAAGAUCUCGCCGUGUUUCUAUGGAAUGGCCUUUGUCAUUCAAGGGUGCGUCAUUCUACGUUAUUUUGAAGAAUGGCGAGAGGGCGAAGACGAGGACAGAAGGAAUCGGAAACUUAUUCGACUGCGUUUUUCCCAAGCUCUUCUUAACUCAGCACCUCAGUGUAUUGUACAAUUUUAUAUUAUGGUAGAGUUAUGGAGUCUUCCUUCCUACGCUGUUGCAUCGCUUGCCGUGUCUUUUAUCUCGUUAUUAUGGGGUUUUGCUUCUGUUACACCCUCAGACUACUUACUGGGUACCUCUGAAGAGGACGAUCAACCUUCCCAACCGUUAACUUUUUGUUCAAGUGUUUUAUUUAUCGGCCAGGUCGGAUUCCUGAUUUCAAGACUUGUUCUGUUUUCUUUCUUUGCUUAUUCUUUCAGACAUUAUUUGCUCUUCGUUUUCAGUGUUCGAAUGAUCGUAGUUCAUUUCUUUGCCUAUGGUCUCGCUCUAUAUUUCGUAUUUUGUCAUUUCUGCAUUCAAUGCUCCGACUGUUGCAGAGAUAUUAAAACGCUUGCCUUCUCUGUCUGGAAUAAAACCAUAACCCUCUUGGUGUCCAUUUUUGACGUCACGAUAUGUUACCAUGGUUACGCUUGGUUUAUUAUAUUACAUUUCCUGGAAAAUAUCGCAAUGUUCUGUGUACAAAUGUGGGCUGAUCCAAUAUGUUCUGAUAACAUUGGGACUCUUAGGUUUCUUACUUUGUGUGUUGUAUUGGGAGGUUUUGGCGUUGGUUGUGUUUUCAGUGGUGUUGUGCAGUGUUGUUGUAUCGACGAUGACGAGCCAAUCGAAACUUAUUCACGAUCAUCAAAUGUACCCCGCUAUCCGUCUGUGGCAACAACACGUGUCCGUGAAGAUCCAUCGCCACCCCCUGCCACGGCUUACGUCAUUAAAACAGAGCGGAUUUUUAUGCAAGGACCGUCGCACGAAGCUAUCGUGGAAAAAACAGAAGUUAUUGAAAUUAAACGUUAAAACAUUUGCUUGAAACCUUCCUUGAAACGUUUUUUUUUUAUUUGAAAACAUUGCACAUAAUUGUACAAUCACCAUAUAUAGACUGAGUAUGAAGAAACGCUUGCAAACAAUUUUAUUUUGUUUAACACUUUUAUUUGCUUAUAUACCUUUCACAUUGUAAGAAACUAAAUUAGCAUUUCUCACGCCGCCAUUUUUGGGUGGCUUUGCAACCGGAGUCUGCGAGAUAAGUCCACGUAACAGCGACUUUUUCAAAUUUUUUGGACGAAUGAUGGUAAAUUUGCUUUGCAAAUGGUUAGUUUAUUUUGAAAAAGUGCUUUUCACAUUAGGCCAUUUAUACGAGACAAAAUAAGACGCGACUUACAUAAGACGCGACUUAAAUAAGA